AUGGAAAUCAAUUGUUUUCAAAGAUUCGCCGAGCAGCCAAAGUAUACUGAAGUGAAUCCAGGUCAGGACGCUUUAUUAACGUGUAAAGUAAUCGAUAAACGUGGCACAUGUUCAUGGCAAAAGGAUAAUAAGCCUGUUGGUAUUUAUGCCAAGAAAUAUGAAUGGGCAGCACGACCCUCUUCAUCGUCCUCGAAUGGCGGUGGCCUGCAUUUAGAUUUGCAUCCACCACCAAUGCAAAUUGGUGGAGAUUGUUCUUUGUGGAUACGCUCGGCCACAUUGGAUUUUGAUGAUGGCCUGUGGGAAUGUCAGGUGACGGCGAGUGAUUUUACAACACAGGAUGCUUUAACCAGUCAACCAGUACGCUUAGUUGUACGUGUGGCACCCCAACGUCCUCGUUUAGAAUAUGAAGGCGCUCAUGUACCACCCGGUCAUAAUAUCACUGUGGACUCUGGCUCUUUGGCUACGGUGAAAUGUGUCUCCCACUAUGGUAAUCCACCUGCCACACUUAAGUGGUUUCUGGGUGACCAAGAAAUUGAAGCCAUUCAUCCGCAAACAAAUGCCACCGAACCAGAUAAUCCACGUACUUGGUCGGCCACCUCAGUGGUACAAUUGACAGCAAUGCGUGAGAGACAUGGUGAUAUCUUACGCUGUUUGGCUUAUCAUGAAUCGUAUACGGCGAAAACGGUACCAGUGGAAGCCAGAUUAGAUGUUAAAUACGCACCAACAAUACGUCUAAUUGGCUCACCGGAAAUCGACUUGGAAGAGGAUAAAGAUGCACUGAUAUUACGCUGUGUAGCGGAUGCCAAUCCACCAGCGAGUAUUGUCUGGCGUCGUGCAGGACGUUCAGAAAUUGCCAGUCUACAGGAAACUCUGCAAUUACGCCCUGUUGGCCGACGUGAUGCUGGUCUUUAUACCUGUCAAGCUCAGAACUCUGUAGGCACUUCGGAGCAACUAUCAGUGCAAUUGGAUGUUAAAUAUCCCCCCAAAAUUCUCUCGGCUGGUCCCGAUCGUCUAACCACGGCUCCACUUUUUAGUCCAGCGGCAUUUGAGUGUGUAGCCGAUGGCAAUCCUAUGCCUUCCUUCAAAUGGGUGCAACGCAUUUCUCAUGGCUAAUACGUAGAACGUGGCAAUGAGCCUCGUUUAGUGAUUGACAAUGUUACAUAUGAUUAUCAGGGUGAAUAUGAAUGUCGUGCAACAAAUUAUAUCAAUGGUCAAGAGAGAGUGGCCAUAUCGGAACCGGUGUCGCUGCAAGUUGUGGGCGCUCCUCAAGUCCUACGUUUACAUCCCUCUAUGCAUACUGUCCUGGUAAAGAGAGGAGAUCCAGCUUCUCUUACUUUAGUGGUGUGUGCCGAUCCUCGGCCACAUCGUGUUGCCUGGGAAUGGGGCUCACUGAGACUAGAUGCUGGUUCAGCGAUAGACCGUUUCCGUGCCGAUGAUUUACUACAAGAUACACGCGAGGAUUGUUACCUUUCCACAUUACACAUCCAUCAUACCAGUGAACAUGAUGCACGUCCUUAUUAUUUGGUUGUGGAAAAUGAACGUGGUACUGAUCGUCAUGCCAUUCAAUUGAAUGUGGAGGGUACGUUUACAGAACCCUUGGAAAUGAGUUAUUUAUUGGGCAUUGCUGGCGGCUGUUUGGCAGCUUUAUUUAUAUUAAUUUGUCUUUGUAUUUAUGCAAUACGCAUUAAAAAGUGCUGCUUUAAAGGUAGUGGCGGUUAUAAAUCAUCAGACAAAGACAGUGAAAAAGCCGAUCUAAAAUCUCGAUCUGAUAGCACCAGUGGUGGACCGCCAGGUGAUUCUAUCUAUACAACCCCAGCGGGUUUUCACCAUCAACAACAACAGCAGCAACAACAACAGGCUCAAGCACAGGCCGCACAAGCCUCACAGCAAAUGCAUCCACAUCAUCAGCAAUUAGCAGCAGCUGCUGCUGCAGCUGUUGCCAAUAAUCAUGGACAUCAUGGAUCACCCGAAGCAAUGAAGCUGUUUAAACCCUGUACCACAAAAACUUCCAUUGUCAAUCGUUCUUUUGAUGAAAUGGGAAAUUUAUUGUGGCAACAAGAAGCAGCUGAAUUUGUAGAGCAGUAUCCCCAACGUAGAAGACCUAAAACUGCCGCAUUACUAUUACGACAAAGUGCCUCGGCUGGUACUUUGUAUCGUAAACCGGAAACUGUAGUGCCCAUAUUGAAUAAACGUGCUAGUGGUGGUGAAUUAUUGACUGCACAGCAAAGACAUCAACGUGAUUUGUUCAGUGGUGACUUGGGUAUACCCGAUGUCAAUAGUCAUGUCGGUAGUAUGGUGCAUACUUUCGAAAACAUGGCCCUGCAAAGACGUUUAGCCGAACGACAACGUGAACAGCAAGAAAGAGAACACAGUAAGUAUAUAGCCGAACUAAUGGCCCUGCAGGCUGCAGCAGAGGCACAGGCACAGGCCGGUGCCGCCAUAGUAGCCACUACCACUACAACAAAACGAACCUUCAUACCCUCAUCUGGCACUCACAGUAACAACAGCAAGUUUCAGCAAUUAAAAAAGAAAACUCAUGAGACUAGACAGAAAAUCAUACAGCAGAUAUUGCAAAAUCAUCCCCUGCAUAAAGAUGUUACUAAUAUACAGAGCACUCCGCGUCAUCUACAGGGGGCUCGUCAAGCUUCCUCCAAUUCAGAAGUGUACUAUCGUAAUAUAGAUGAGGAUUAUCGUAAAAAUUUAUUUGGCACUCUAACAAAAAGAAAAAUAAAACCCGAAGAACUGCCUCAAGUUAUAAACACCACUACAUCAGAUGUAGAAUCCUCGAGUUUUUGUGAUGAAAUUGUCGCUCAAGCAUUUGAUGAGAUUUUUGAAGGUUAUAGUGGCUUAGAAGAGGAUGAGGAAGAGCUAAAGGAAACUAAAAAACCCACUACAACUUUAAUGCCUGACUUUAGCAAUACCUCUAAUUUUCUUAAUCAAUAUGGCAAACCCGGUUUGACACCCAAAAAGUUACCACCCCUAAUGUUGCACAAAAAGUCAGCGGCUCCUCCACCGCCCGCUUCCUAUCAAACCUCCUCCUCCACCAGUCAUACAAAACGUAAAAUUAUGCCAUUUUUAGAAAAUAAACACAGAUCCUCUACCAUACACAAUCUAUUUGAACGUCUCAAGACCCCACCCAAAAAAGUGCAUAAUAAUCAUAAACUAAAUAAAACACCCUCCGAUAGUUUACUUAAAACCGAACCCUUAUUCCCCAGUAGUUCACAAUUUUUACAUAAAUUUCCCGCUCAUUUACAUCUCAAUCGUGAGGUAGAGGGCCAGGAGAGUAAUGAAAAUUUAGAUCAAGAUUUUCUAAGAGGUUCUACAGUUUCACAAUCAUUUGUUAGACAUUUAAAGGUUCAUAAACCCUCUAAGGGUAAAGCUCCUCCCGUACCUUUAGAAACUCAAAGUGCCAAGAAACCAUUAAAGACUAGUGAGGCUUUAAGGCAGGUUUUAUUAUUUUCCAAAAAAUCCCGUUCAUCAGAUGAACUAUUGCCCGAUAAUUAUACUACAGUGGAAACACGUAAGUAUUAUCGUCGUUUAGAUGACGAAAAGCCUAUGAACGAAGCAAGAGUUUCACAUAGAAAAACGGCUGAUGGUAGUAGUGGUUUAGUUAAUAGUGAAAAAUUGCAGGAUCUGCAAAAUCAGGUAGUAGAGAUAUAAAGCGUUAGAUCAAGCUAGUAAGUUUUUAAAUAGAAAUGCUCAAUUUUUUAAGCUCAAAUUUAUUUUCUAGAAGUAAUAAUUUAAAAAAAUUAGGUCAACAAUAUUUAAGCAUUUUUUUAACAAUUCCUGUAUCUCAUAAAUUAAGCAUUUAUAAGCAUUUAAUUAUUUAUAGAGCAUUUUAACCCAUUAAUAAAAGUAAUGCACAGUAUUUAAUAAAAACAUAACUCAUUGACUUAAUCACCACUUAAUACUGUCAUAAAAACCCCUUUCGCUAUAGAGUGUAAAGAAUGCGAUCUUGGUAGUUUGGAGAGUUACUCAGCGAUCUUUUAUCUAAAAGAAACCUCCGUUCUACGUUCUUCGACAAGUAAAAAGUCGAAAAAUCGCGGAUUUGUUUCUAGAAACCAAAUGAUAAAUAAAAACUUUUCACUUUUCCCAUGAUCUUUUCCACUUCUUCUGGCUUUAUAACAUCGAUCUCCAAUUAAUCAAACAACAGCAAUUUCAGUUACAGCUCAUGAAAGUUUAGUGGACAUGAUGUACAUGACAAUCACCACCUAAUACUGUCAUUAAACACCCUUUCGCUAUAGAGUGUAAAGAAUGCGAUCUUGGUAGUUUGGAGAGUUACUCAGCGAUCUUUUAUCUAAAAGAAACCUCCGUUCUACGUUCUUCUUGAUCCACUUAUUCUGGAUUUAUAACAUCGAUCGCCAAUCAAUCAAAUAACAACAAUUCCAGUUACAGCUCAUGAAAGUUCAGUGAACAUUAUGUCCGAAUUCACUUAAUCCGAAACGAUCUUAGCAAGUUUCAGCGACUAAUAUAGCGAUCGACGAUCAAUAGGAAUCAAAAGGAAUUUCUAUUUCCUACAAGUCAUGAUCCACACUCUUUUGUUAUAUUUCUAACUAUAUUUCACAAAAGAUCUAUUUGAUACACAUUUAACACCUUCCUGGCUAGAAAAAGUCGUCAUGCGUAGAGGUUCUUAGUGAUCUCUUUUGGGAGCGGAACACUGAUCGACAAUUAGAAUCAAGGGAUUUAAGCAGGGAAAUUAAUUCGCUUUUAAGAAAUAUUUUGGAAAGUAAAAUAGGGAUUGGCCCUAAUACGGCAGAUAAUUUAAAUUCUAGAGAUCGUCCUAGUAGAAUCUUCAUAGUGAUCAGCAACAGCGGAAUAUCAAAAGAUUUAAAAGUAGGGAAUUUAUUUGUGCAAUUAUCAUGUCAAAAUGAUCAUGAAGAUCAUUUUGACUGUUUCCAGACAAAUUUUUGACUUUUUUAUUGAAAUAUCAUCGAUCUUUAAUCGGUUGUCGGGUGCUUAGCCCAUACUACCAGAAAAUCUAUAAACACAUAUGUGCCGAAAUUCAAUCGAUAAUUGCGAUCAUGAGGCCGGGUUUUUGGUUUUUUGCCUAUCAAUGUUUGAUAAUAACUAUUUCUCUUUUAGCAACCGGGGCUCUUUAGUGCAAGAGAAAUUUUUAAGCAUAAAUGAUAAGAAAGGAAACCUAUAGUACCAUAGAAAACUCUUCACUCGUAUUAGAAGUUUUGCCACAGACUACAUGAUUCUCUUGUUUUGGGAAUUUCUAGAAAAGCGUUUUGAAUAAAUUACAACAAUUGAAAUUGUGAUUGUAAAAAUUGCGAAUUGUGAUUAAACAAGAUCACCUUGUAAUGAUUAUGGAAUUGAAACUUAAUUUCGGGACUAUAUCAUCGUGUUUCACUUCAGACACUUCCAUAUUAAGUUAUAUGAUCGAGAUUUUAAGGCGAUCUCGCUAUGUCCGUCCGUCUAUUUGUUUGAUCAAAAAACUGGCAAAAACGAUCUAUAUUUAUCAACAUGAUCACUUCUACUUCUCAAACUCUAUAUUUUGUGCAGAAAAAUCAAUAUUUUGUAUGAAAAUGUUGAUCGAACCUAAAAACCCUUAUAACUCAGUAAAUACGGGGAUUUUUGAGAAAAUAAGCUUAAUCUGUGAUCACUUCGACUUUUUUAUAAAAAAUCAAUCACUUAAGCAGAAAAGACAAUAUUUUGAACGAAAAAGUUGAUCAAACCUAAAAAACCCUUAUAACUCGGUAAGUACUGGGUCUUUAAAGGAAAUAAGCAUAAACUGAGAUCACUUUUACUUUAUAUCAAAAAUCGUUAUUUUAAGCAGAAAAAUCAAUAUUUUGUAUGAAAAUGGUUAUCAAACAUAAAAACCCUUAUAAUUCAGUAAAUACCGGGAUUUUUAAGAAAAUAAGCUUAAACUGAGAUCACUUCGACUUUUUCAUAAAAAUCGAUAUUUUAAGCAGAAAAAUCAAUAUUUUGUAAGAAAAUGUCGAUCAAACUUAAAACCCCUUAUAACUCAGUAAAUGUUGGGUUUUUUGAGUAAAAAAGCUUAAUGGAUGAUCACUUUUAGUUUUUAUCAAAAAUCGAUCAUUUGAGUAGAAAAAUCAAUAUUUUGUAUGAAAAUGUUGAUCAAAUCUAAAAACCCUUAUAACUAAGUAAAUACUGGGUUUUUUAAAGAAAAUAAGAUUAAACUGAGAUCACUUCGACGUUUUCAUAAAAAUCGAUAUUUUAAACAGAAAAAUCAAUAUUUUGUAAGAAAAUGUUGAUCAAACUUAAAAACCCUUAUAACUCAGUAAAUACUGGGUUUUUUCAGAAAAAAAAGCUUA
Molecule: messenger RNA, 6278 nt
Organism: Lucilia sericata (common green bottle fly)
Lineage: Eukaryota; Metazoa; Arthropoda; Insecta; Diptera; Calliphoridae
Biological process (GO): cell-cell adhesion
Cellular component (GO): cell-cell junction
Molecular function (GO): cell adhesion molecule binding
Source: RefSeq, a predicted model, not a curated record